Messenger RNA from Falco peregrinus (peregrine falcon), 1744 nucleotides. It is a transcript of the gene TTLL10, whose product is annotated as tubulin tyrosine ligase like 10. Lineage: Eukaryota; Metazoa; Chordata; Aves; Falconiformes; Falconidae. Gene Ontology annotation, biological process: protein modification process. The record is from RefSeq and is a predicted model, not a curated record.
ACUGGCAAAGUGGCUGACAAUGAUCUUUCCUUUUGCAGGCUGGGCUGAGAUGGCGUUUGUGCCAGCCAACAGGACAAAGAACACCAAAUCCACGAAGCACGGAAGAAACCAACAACAGGCUGGAUCCUUAUCGGCCAGCAGAGGUGGAUCUUGUAUCCUUGGUUUGGACUCAGUGAUUUGGGUAUCAAUAUCCCAAAUGCUAGUGUGCAAACGCCAGACUCACAAAUCCUAUGAGUUACCAGCCAAGAAAUCAGACCACAAACAGAACUUUCUUGCUAAGACCAAGACAAUGGGUGACAAAUCCAGCAAUGGUUUUGAGGGUGAUGACAUUACAUCAGAUAUCACUUCUGAAACCACAGGUUCCUCAAUUUCCAAUUUUGCAUCUGCUUCUACCAACACUGAAGUGAAGCUUGACAAAGCCAAGUCUAGUGAGACUAGAACACAGGGUAAGGCAUGCCCUCAAGAAAAACAGCCAGAAGAGAUACCAAAAGCACCAGUGAAACCAGGACCAUAUUUUCAUAUGAGUGGAUCUAACGGAGCCGAGCUUGUGAGUGCCUAUAGCCAGAGCAGAGGAUGGCAGCGUAUCUAUGACAACAGAAGAGAGGAUUAUGCACUGAAAUGGUGUGGAAUCAAGUGCCGAGAGACCUAUUACCGUUUCAAAGAAGGUGAACAGCUUCUCUACCAGAUUCCGAACAACAGAGUCCUCACCAGUCAGAUAGGGCUUUAGUGCUGCCUGAAAGAGCAAGAGCGGAUGAUGAAAAAGAUCAGUAGGAACCAUGAUUCCAAGUUACUGAAGAUGAAAGAAUUCUCCCCAGAAACUUUUUGCCUGGACUUAGAGGAUGAGAAACAUGCUUUUUUUGAGCUUCACAAAGAAGAACAGAUUUGGAUCUGCCAGCUGUGUUGCUCUAACUGAGGUCGAGGAAUCUUCCUGCUGAGAACUGCAGCUGCUGUCAGCACAGCAUCCUUCAAGAUUCUUGCUUCAAUCCUCCGCAGUGCUGAGGACUACCUACUCGAUAGAAGGGUGCCAUACAGGGUUCCCCGGGCAAGAAUAAUGCAAAGGUAUAUUCACAAGCCUCUGCUCCUGGAAGGGAAGAAGUUUGAUAUCCAGUCUUACCUCCUCAUUGCCUGCACAGCACCAUACGUGUUACUUUUCACCCAGGGUUACGUCAAGUUGACCUUCAUCAAGUAUAAUGCUGCUUCUGAAGGUCUGACUGUUCAUCUGACCAACCAGGCAAACUACAGGAAACAAAAUUUGCAGGAACAACUGCCAGGUGAGACAGUUUGGCACACGGAGCACUUCAACAGCUACGUUAAUGAGAAGUUCAGAAAAACCAACGGCCUCCCCAAAGACUGGGUUUUCACUGUCUUUACUGUAAUUCUGAAAAGGAUGCAGCAGAUCAUGUUGCGGUGCUUCUUGGCAGCCAAGCACAAACUCAAGGGCAAACUGGGCUACUUCGAUCUCACCAGCUGUGACAUUUUAAUUGAUGAAAACUUUAAGGUCUGGCUUCUGCAGAUCAAUGCAAAUCCAGCACCCUAUCAAUGCAAAGCCUUGAGAGAUGUCAGCCCAGCUGUAGUCUUCGAGAGCCUUGAUUUGGUUCUUGUGGUUUUCGACAAGCGCCCCAUAGGUCAGAGUAUUUUACCUUCAGAGGCAUUUGGCCACGUUGUGCUCCUCUGUCAUGAGGAUACUGCAGGGCUUGGCCAGAAACAACCCCCGAAGCUCAGAACUGGCCCGUGUACAGGCUGA